UUUUUGCCAAAUCCCCAUGAUUAAACUAUUCUGUAAAUAUAUAGGAAUGCUCAUGUCCACUUAUCAGUUAUUACAUGAUUAAUUUCUUAACGGGUUAUCUCCCCCUGACAUUUGUUGCUGUUUGUUGGCAUGAUCUCGUCAGUUUGGAAGUGAAUAUUGGAGAAUGGAGAGCUUUACGUGUGUUCAAGAUUUUGAGGAUUCUGCCCUCAAACUCCUCCCAACACCUGUCAGAGAUUAUUAUAAGAGUGGAGCGGGGGGAGAAGUGACACUUCAGUGGAAUAUAAAAGCCUUUAAACAAUUUAGAAUCCGACCUCGAGUACUGAGAAAUGCCUCGAAGGUCGACAUGAGGACUAGAGUCCUUGGAGAGGAAGUUUCGAUGCCCCUUGGGGUGGCUCCCACGGCAAUGCAGCGGAUGGCUCAUCCGGACGGUGAAUGCGCCAACGCCAAAGCUGCGGAAAAAUCGGGAACAAUUUUCAUCCAGUCCACGAUAUCAACGAGCAGCAUCGAGGAAAUCGCAGCGAGUGCUCCGAAGGCAAUAAAGUGGUUCCAAUUGUAUGUCAGUUCAAAUCGGGACAUAACGUUGAAUUUAAUUAGGCGGAUAGAGAGGGCCGGGUUUAAAGCCGUCGUCCUUACGGUGGACACACCAUUUUUCGGAAAAAGAAGGGCGGAUGUGCGGAACAAGUUCACCCUGCCGAGUCACCUAAAGUUGGCUAAUUUUAAUGGAGAUUUGGCCACGAGCAUUAAUACUAACAGGAAUGAUGGAGCCUUUAAAGAGCUGUUUGCAAGUCUUAUCGACGAUUCGUUGGAGUGGAGGGAUGUCCAUUGGCUCAGGAGUAUCACCAAAUUGCCAAUUGUACUAAAGGGAAUUUUAACCGGUGAGGAUGCAAUAUUGGCAAUGGAACAUGGAGCCAGUGCAGUAAUUGUUUCAAAUCAUGGAGCGAGGCAAAUUGAUGGAACCGCAGCAACAAUUGAAGCUUUAUCAGAGGUAGUGAGUGCUGUUGAAGGAAGGAUAGAGGUUUAUUUAGAUGGUGGAAUUCGUACUGGGACUGAUGUAUUCAAAGCGUUAGCGCUGGGCGCUAAAAUGGUAUUCUUCGGGCGGCCGAUGCUCUGGGGCCUGACGCAUGCUGGUGAAAAAGGUGCCACAGCUAUCUUAGAGCUCAUGAGAGAGGAGAUCAGAGAAGCUCUUGCUUUAGCUGGGUGCAGCACUUUGGAAGAAGUCACAAAAGAAUUAAUCACUCAUGAAUCUGUCUACAGUCGACUGUAACUGUUGAUUUUUUUAAAUUCUACAUUUCGUUAAAAUUCACCGGAAGAGCCUUGGAAGGGCCAUAAUAAUAUCAAUAAUAAAGAAUGGAAAAAUUUCAAAUAUAAAAAGGAUUGAGUGUUAAGCUCCAACUCGGGUAAAAAAAAAUACAGUGGAGUGAAUUCAUUCACAACACAUUGGUUGGCAUUUUAUUGAAUAUAUGCGUGUUAAUUGUUCUCUGUGUUUGUGUUAAUAUUACAAUGAGCCCACACAAGCCCAAGGUAUAUUUACAUAUAUAAUGAUCUACAUAAAUACAAUUGACGCACGUAUUCGUUACGUACGUAUUCGACAUGCCUUACUCAUUCCUCCAAUGAGAUCCCUCAACAAAACCCAAGUGACCGUCAUCAUCAGAAUUAUUAUCUAACAAAAAGCCUCUUCCCCUCGAAUAAUCAUUAUUCACUGUAUUGACUGGGAUGGGUGGCUAAUGGUAGCACUUCUAUAAACUUGUCUCAUUGCAAUAAUAUAUAUUUUUUCAUUUAAUUUUCUUCAUCACUGACGAUAAUUCAAUAUCUCAGAAGGAUUUCUACUUGUUACACGUUAAAUUGUAUUCUCAAUGGGUUGUUUCCGGUCCAGAGAUAUUGUUACGAAGCGCUCGGAAGUAGCAAUUUGAAGAAGUUGAUUUUUCUUUAAUUAUAAAGUGUAAAAUUCAUUGGUCCAGAGAUUUUUUCAUUUCCUUAUUUAUAUUUUCUUUUGCACUCUUUCGAUAAUUGUGUGUCUGAGAUUGGUGUAAAUGAUAUUAAUAAACUAGCUGUACGCUACGGUAAAUUCAAUAUGUCGGAAAGGUUUUCACUUUUGAUAAUUAAUUUUAAUUGGUAUCUGAUUUUAAUGUGCACUCAAGGAAGACUCGAUUAUCCUCUGAAUUAUCUCAUCACUGGAUAUAGACCACAGCCCGCAAGCUUUUACAUCACAUUAAUCGUUCUAAACAAAGUCCUCAAAGAUGACAACACGUCUAACAACUAAUAAACACCAAGACACACAACUGCAAUAUGCAUUAUGCAUUCUCUCAAGCCCUGCAGUCAGUCUGGAACUAAUUGACAAUGUACGACAGAUCAACUUCGCUCUGGCUAUUCUUUGUUGUAUUACUGCUGCGAUUGCUUCAGAUUUUAAUUCCAUUCAAUCUCCAAAAUGAGACGAAAUCUUAUAAUUUUACACAUAUGAAAAAAUUUCAUGGAAAAAUUUUCUUUCUCUACAAGCAUCAUUAUCAUCAUCAUCUCAUUAAGUUCGAAAGCAAUUUCAUUCUAGCGGAUUUUCAUUAAAAAUCAAUUGUUUUUUUAGCGAUCAGUGUAUUGGAUGUUUAUUAAGCAAAUGUCAAGAGAGACAACAUUUUUCAGUUUAAAGUUUUUCAUACGUGUGAUAUCUCAUUUCGAUGAUUUUAGAAUCGAAGCUGCACUGAAUCUCUGAAUACAUCUCUAAAUUUAUGUUUACUUCAUUAUUAUAACUUCUGCCGAAUUUAAUAUUUUAGACGUUGAUUCACCCAACAUGGAAAACUUCCUGAGUCACAAAGAGUAUUGAGAUUUCAUUUGAAAUCAUAGAACUUGUCUCUCCAGAUUUUUUUUUUUUUUUUUUUCCGCCUCCAACCCGAAUUUAGAUUCUACUCCUACCUGUGGUCAUAGGCAGAAGGAUAUUUUUAUUUUCUCCUCAAUAUCUGUACAAUGCUGGAUAUAAUCUCCCAAAAUCAUCUGACAUCUAUGCACUCAUCUAAUUACUUUUACCCCCAAUAGACAAUUUCAUGAUUUAGAAAAAGGCAAUCUGGGAGCAAUGUUGUCUUCUUUAUAUCACAAACAAUACAUCUCAGAUUUUUUCGUUAGUUGCUUUUUUUCAUUUUUAUUAUUUUUUUCCCCGUUAAACAUAGCAUUUUUAAAAUCAUCAACAAGCUUCUGUGAGGUUGAAUCUCUCGAAUAACUACGUCUAGCAAGCUGACAUCUAUAAAAACUUUUUUAUCACGGCGAAAUGCUUGAGAUAAUUUAUUUUAUGAAUGGUCGCACCUCCACGUGGGAAAAAAUUUAACAAAAAAAAAUCGAAUGGGAAAAGAAAUUUAUGAAAGUAAAUCACUGGACUUGUAUGAUGUGCGAGGUUGUCAGGUUGUCACUAUAACAAUCCCUCUCGCUAGAUACUACUCAACAUUUUUUUCCGGCACUGUCAUUUCGAUAGACACCCCUCUUUAAUACCCUUCGAUAAUUGUCGAUUCGUUGAAGCCCCAUCACCCAAUGAAUAAGACUCGACGGCCUCGCCACUCUGUGAACAAUGAUUAAUGAUGGCUUUCUCUUCUCCAAUUUCCUUCCCAUUAUUUAUAUUUUAAAUUCAUUAAUCGAGUGAAAAUAAUGAGUACAUUAUACUAAAACUCCCUCGACUACGAUAUCCACUUGGCAGAAAAGAAAAAAAAAACUGAUGAUUAAUCCAAAGGUCGUGGAAAUAAAACACUUGCGUUCGUUGUAACACUAGACUUGAAUUAUAAUAAUAUUAUCGCCAAAAAAAAAAAAAUGAUUCCCUCGGUAAUCACACAUGACUACAGACUAUCUCAGAUCGUAAAUAUCAUGGGCAAGGCCUCAGUUGAGUCCUCCCACUGUAUAAUUUCUAUAUAUUUAUGUAUACACGAUACAAUCGAAUAUAUUGAUGUUUGUAUUCUCUUUAUAUAAUAUAUAUAUUUGCGGUUUUUGUAGCGUUAAUCAAUCAUCUAACCACUGCAGUGUAGUAUAUAUAUGUACAUUUAAUAUCUACACUAUCUACACAACAACAAACAGUUAGUUAGCAUUGUUUUUGGUAGCAUCUCCUUCUCUCGGUUGAGGUAAGUUACUCUCAUCUCCUCAUCGAUCCAUCAACGUGUCAGAAAAAUAUAUUUCUCCUCCUUCAAACUCACUUGAUUAAAUAAACGUCUGGAAAUUCCGCAAAACUCGUUUUAUUUGCAGCUUUAGAAGAAAUAAUCGUUGAUCUAUCGGCGGG
Messenger RNA from Fopius arisanus, 4240 nucleotides. RefSeq names its product Hydroxyacid oxidase (gene Hao). The coding region runs from base 164 to 1264 and encodes 366 amino acids. Gene Ontology annotation, molecular function: oxidoreductase activity; FMN binding. The record is from RefSeq and is a predicted model, not a curated record. Lineage: Eukaryota; Metazoa; Arthropoda; Insecta; Hymenoptera; Braconidae. The transcript has 7 exons.